Messenger RNA from Orbilia oligospora ATCC 24927, 753 nucleotides. RefSeq lists its product as uncharacterized. The transcript has a single exon. Lineage: Eukaryota; Fungi; Ascomycota; Orbiliomycetes; Orbiliales; Orbiliaceae. The coding region runs from base 1 to 753 and encodes 250 amino acids. The record is from RefSeq and is a predicted model, not a curated record.
AUGAGUAGCAGUCAGGAAAGUUCAGCGAACUUGAGAUCGCAAACAGGCCAAGGUCCACAAAGGAUCCAAAUCUACAACUCUGAGCUGAACACCAUCUACAAGCGAGAAGUUCCCGCACUAAUCAUCCCCACCCAAUUGAUCUGCAAAGUCACAUACGUGAUCAGAACAUUGGAAAACAGAAUUGCUGAAGAAUUCAGUGCUCGAUUGUUCUCUACAGCAUUGAGGACCCCGAAAAGUUAUGGAUCAGUCCAUCAAGCUCUUUAUCGAGAAACCUUCGGACGGGGCGGCCUAUCAAUCUAUCUUCAGCACAGGCCAGGUUACAAACCUCAUCGUCCUAUCCCACCCAAUUGGAGACGAAACAGGGAAACUCCAGUAUAUCGACCAUCCGAUAUCAAAAUCUAUGUGAAAUAUCCGCUCCAGUAUCGAUGCAAUCUCCUUUUCAUCGAUAUACUCAAGGACAUGGGUAUCGAUCCGAUGGAUUGGAUGAUGGUUCAGCGUAAAUUGGCGCUGUCGGCAUCUCUGUUUGAAAACGAGCCUCCACUGAGAACGGAUGCUAUUACUUGGGGCCCAGCGGUUAAAUUGUUGGCGGAAAAGAUGUCACCAAGGUGGAAGCCCGCAUUUACAAUGCCGCUGUGUCGAAUUGUGGAGCGAGCAAUGAAAUUGAGCACAAGAGAAUCAGAUAAGAUUGUCAAAAUGGUUUUCCCUGAUGUUUUUGGACCUUUCCGCGACUCGAUGAGGAUGUCUCUAUUUUGA